Molecule: messenger RNA, 1941 nt
Organism: Siniperca chuatsi (mandarin fish)
Lineage: Eukaryota; Metazoa; Chordata; Actinopteri; Centrarchiformes; Sinipercidae
Gene: efhb
Product: EF-hand domain family, member B
Exons: 13
Coding region: 138-1934 (598 amino acids)
Molecular function (GO): calcium ion binding
Source: RefSeq, a predicted model, not a curated record
UGACGUUGCUAGGCAACGAGACUCAAACAAGUGUACUACUCAGCGUCCAACUGAAGAAUUUGGUGUAAAUUAGUUAGAAAGUUGUUUAAAACUUUAGACGAACGUCACAGAUAAAAGAUAAAGACUAAAGAUAUAGCAUGGUUGCCUCUCUUGCUGCUCCAUGUGGAUUGAAGAUGAAUAUGACUGACGGAAAUACCUCUUACCAACUGAAAUAUACAGAUAGAUGCCCAAACAUACCGAAGGCCGGGAAACUAAUACCUGCAGGAGACCGGGCUAAGGUUUGCUUUCAAGAAGUGGCAAGGCCCCCCACUCCACCUGUGGUAAGGAAAUUCCGCAACAGCAUCCAACCAGAACCAGGAGCUAUCAGAGUGCACCAAGGGAAGGCAAAUGAUCCAGAUGUUGCCAGCACCCUAGUUCAUGGCAUCACCACCAAAUCUUCCCUCACAGGCAGAAGCUUGCUAAAUCCUCCCCAAAAGACCUUGUUCCAACAAAGGUUACAAGAGCUCAGUGAAACAGUGUAUGCCUCAAGUAAAAAAGCACCAGCUGGCAGGUUCUAUGAUCGGCAUGUUGGACUUCCCCCCUGGUAUAACGACAAAACUACAUGUGGUGUAAAAACAGUUAGAGGGUUAGACGUACGUGAGAUUAUUAACCCUUCAAAAACAGCAGAGGAGGUGGAGAGGGAAGCUCAGGAGGGACACGAGGCUUACAUUCGUAGCCACAAUGCCUAUUUUGUUGGAGAGCGGAUUGAUAGGAAGUACGACUGGAGUCACUACAGUAAAGACAGGAGGUUUGGGAUCCUCACACCUCAUUUCAACGACGGCCGUAAUCUCGGCAAAACUCUCCGCUGGCUGGGGGAGACACAGAGGUUUUACAAUCCAAAGACUGUUUGGAAGAGAUCUGGGAACAAGGAAAAGAUGGCGCCACUAAUUGGCAAAAUUAACAAAUUGAGGGGAAGUACCUUGAAUGUUCCACCAGAUCACACCUUUGGAAAUCUGUUGCCGCCGGAUGAAUUUGGUGUUGGAGAUAUCAUCCACUCCGCGGAGCCGGGCCAGUACGUGAGAGGCCGAGACCGACAGCGCAGCCUGGUCAACGCGGUGCAACACCACCUCAAGAAGCUCAACUUCCACAACUUUCCCUCCCUGCUGCAGGCGUUCAGACAUUAUGACAAGAAAGGCAAGGGAAUGAUUGACAAAGAGGACCUGCAGGCAGUGUGCCGGCAGUUCCAGCUGGGCGUGAGUGGGCCGGUUCUAGAUGGCCUGAUGGACUACUGUGACACAGACAAGGAUGGACUAAUCAACUUCCUGGAGUUUGCUAACUUCCUCAACUGGAAGGACAAGAUGCCCAUCAACAGUCGAGAGCAACGCAUUAUGACGAAUGAGCACCAGACCAGCACGGCUCCAGCCAACAUAGAGAGGAAGCCUUCGUCAGAAUCAGCACAGCUUCCCGUCUCUCGGGCUUUGAUUAAGCCCGAGGACCUGGAGCCUGUUGAGCCAGGCAGCUCACUGAAGACUCUCAGGACCCUGAGGCGACCCAGGGCAGUACCAGAGCACUUCAGGACCUCCUCCUCCCUCAUCGGGGCUGUCAGUGAUGGUGUGUUCACAUCAAACAGCCGCACCUAUGGGAUCCCGUCUGUGCGCUCCGACCUUCCAGCUCCACGCAUAAAAAGAGUCAGUGACACUAACAACUACGGUGAUACGUCCACGGCUGCAGAUCUUCUGCAUCCAUCAGUUCAUGCCCUUUGGGGUGUUCAUAAGGAGCACUUCUUCUGUCCUCGCACCAAGAACGAGAUUGCAGAGAUCUUCAGGAAUGUAGGUGUGAAUAUUUCUGAGGAGACGUUCGAGGAGGCCUGGAAGCUGGCGUCCAUGAAGCAUCCGGCCGGGGAGGUUUGUGUCGAGGUUUUCCGUGAUGUACUCAAGGAAAUAAAAGCAAUGUAAUACUCAA